Messenger RNA from Octodon degus (degu), 2031 nucleotides. RefSeq names its product cyclin dependent kinase 6 (gene Cdk6). Lineage: Eukaryota; Metazoa; Chordata; Mammalia; Rodentia; Octodontidae. Gene Ontology annotation, biological process: regulation of cell population proliferation; protein phosphorylation; G1/S transition of mitotic cell cycle. The transcript has 8 exons. Gene Ontology annotation, cellular component: nucleus; cyclin-dependent protein kinase holoenzyme complex; cytoplasm. The record is from RefSeq and is a predicted model, not a curated record. Gene Ontology annotation, molecular function: ATP binding; cyclin binding; cyclin-dependent protein serine/threonine kinase activity. The coding region runs from base 411 to 1391 and encodes 326 amino acids.
CGCGGCGCGCUCAUCCCCGAGGGGCCCCUGCAGCCUCUCCGCGCGAAGACCGCUCCAGCCCUACAGGGAAAGAAAAGUGCGGAGAUUGUGGAUGGAGACGCGCAGGAGCACAGACUAUGUGACCGCGUCAGUGUCUGAGUAGAGGACUUCGCUUUGGGGAGGGAAGAGGAGGGAUCGGCGCGCUCCUCUACGGCGGCGACUCGGCAGGCGGAGUUUCGCGGCUGCGGCACCGAGGUUGCGCCAACCCGCCCGGAGGUCUCUCCAACCAGCCUGCGCGGCCGCGCGAGCCUCAGCGCCCAAGCCGGCCGGGGCGAGAGGAGAGCGAGACCGAGCUCCUCCGGGAGGCGAGCGAGCUAGCUAGCGCACCCCGCCCGCUCCCGCGACGCCGCGCCGGGUGGCGUCCAGGCGGCAUGGAGAAGGAUGGCCUGAGCCGCGCCGACCAGCAGUACGAAUGCGUGGCGGAGAUCGGGGAGGGCGCUUAUGGGAAGGUGUUCAAGGCCCGGGACCUGAAGAACGGAGGCCGGUUCGUGGCUCUGAAGCGCGUGCGGGUGCAGACUGGUGAGGAGGGCAUGCCGCUCUCCACUAUCCGCGAGGUGGCGGUGCUGAGGCACCUGGAGACCUUCGAGCACCCCAACGUGGUCAGGUUGUUUGAUGUGUGCACAGUGUCUCGGACAGACAGAGAAACCAAACUGACACUAGUAUUCGAACAUGUUGAUCAAGACUUGACCACUUACUUGGACAAGGUUCCUGAGCCCGGAGUGCCCACCGAAACCAUAAAGGAUAUGAUGUUUCAGCUUCUUCGAGGUCUGGACUUCCUUCAUUCUCACCGAGUGGUGCAUCGUGAUCUAAAACCACAGAACAUUCUGGUGACCAGCAGUGGACAAAUAAAGCUGGCUGACUUUGGCCUUGCCCGCAUCUAUAGUUUUCAGAUGGCUCUUACUUCAGUGGUUGUCACACUGUGGUACCGAGCUCCUGAAGUCCUGCUCCAGUCCAGCUACGCCACCCCCGUGGAUCUCUGGAGUGUCGGCUGCAUAUUCGCAGAAAUGUUUCGUAGAAAGCCUCUCUUUCGUGGAAGUUCAGAUGUGGAUCAACUAGGAAAAAUCUUGGAUGUAAUUGGACUCCCAGGAGAAGAGGACUGGCCGAGAGAUGUGGCCCUUCCCAGGCAGGCUUUUCAUUCCAAACCUGCCCAACCCAUUGAGAAGUUUGUAACAGAUAUCGACGAGCUAGGCAAAGACCUACUUCUGAAAUGCUUGACAUUUAAUCCAGCCAAGAGGAUAUCUGCCUACAGUGCCCUGUCUCACCCAUACUUCCAAGACCUGGAGCGAUGCAAGGAGAACCUGGAUUCCCACCUGCCACCCAGCCAGAACGCCUCAGAGCUGAACACAGCCUGAGGUCUCCAAGCUGCCCUGAGCUGGUCGUCUGAGCCCUUGGGCAGCUGCGGGGGCCCCUGUGCAGGCCCAGCAGAGCUGCCGUGCCUCACUGGCCUGAGGCCUCCAGCUGCCAUCUUUGUAUGGGCCCUGCUUCUCCAAGGAAACCACCUCGUUUACUGUUUUGAAAUCAAUGCAAGAGUGAUUGCAGCUUUAUGUUCUCUUGUUUGUUUGUUUGUCUGUUUCAAAAACCUGGAAAAAUUCCAGAAGAAGAGAAGCUGCUGACCAAUUGUGCUGCCAUUUCAUUUUUCUAACCUUGAAUGCUGCCAGUGUAAAGUGGGUAAUCCAGGCACAGCUGAGUUAUGAUGUAAUCUCCCUGCAGCUGCCGGGCCUGAUUUGGUACUUUUGAGUGUGUGUGUGUGUGUGUGUGUGUGUGUGUGUGUGUGUGUUUUGAAAGGGAGAUUCUCUGAUCUCUUAAAGUGUUACUUUUUGUACAUAACAAGAAGAAUUGAAUUUUAAAGACCCAAGGUGACCGUAAAUAACAGGCACUUGUUCACUAAUGUGGUCUGUUCAAAUUUGAAAGUUGAGCCUGCGUCCUCAGCAUUUCUUUUCUGGUCAAAAACAGUAAAUUUGCUAGCAAUAAAAAAAUGAAGUUCCAGACACA